Polistes canadensis is the source of this 2801-nucleotide messenger RNA. RefSeq names its product RNA/RNP complex-1-interacting phosphatase-like. NCBI's taxonomy places the organism in Eukaryota, Metazoa, Arthropoda, Insecta, Hymenoptera, Vespidae. Bases 241 to 1605 code for a protein of 454 amino acids. The record is from RefSeq and is a predicted model, not a curated record. Gene Ontology annotation, biological process: protein dephosphorylation. Gene Ontology annotation, molecular function: polynucleotide 5'-phosphatase activity; protein tyrosine/serine/threonine phosphatase activity. The transcript is spliced from 9 exons.
AAAUAUUACAUUUCUGCGUUAUCGUUCGAUAAUACUUUACAUAAAAGAAUUGACCAAUAAUGCUUUGGCGAGUGAAGCUGUUGCGCGCGAAAAUCGAGAGAUCGAUCGAUCGUUCUGCGUCGUGACCGUCUAUGAAGUGCGUUUGUCUGCUGCGUGCAUGUGCUGUACUUUUCUGAUAUUACGUUUCGGUGUAGUGCUUUUGGUAAUUAAAAUCAAGAAAUAUUUAAUAUAUUAGCAAUUAUGAGAAGAUCUGUGCCCGACGGAUGGUUGGAGUACAAACCAUAUGGAGAAAUGAUCAAGGGUACAAAGAUUUUGCCGUUUAAAGUACCACUGAAAGAGACUAUCGCACAGAACGUAAAGCCCGAGGAAAGAUUCACGGCGUCGAUGAUUUUGGAAGCAUAUCCGCGGCUCAAAUUAAUUGUAGAUCUUACCAACACGGAACGUUACUAUGAUAAAACGGAAUUUACAAAGGCUGGAGUAAAGCAUACAAAAAUUAUGAUACCUGGGAAGAAGAUACCACCAUUACAUUGUGUCAUUAAAUUCUUUGAAACGAUCGACAAUUUUAUGGCAACUGCUGGAGAGGACGAUGUCAUAGGAGUACAUUGCACACAUGGUAUAAACCGCACUGGGUAUCUUAUUUGUAGGUAUCUCAUUGAAAAACAAGGCUGGGAGUCUCAAGAUUCCUUACAAGCUUUCGAAGAGGCACGUGGGUAUCCAAUCUAUCGUGAAGAAUAUAUUGCUGCACUUAAAAAGAUAUCACGUGGUGAAUUGAAAGGUAUAAACAAAACUGGCCUGACCCGACCUAUUAAUACACGGAAAGACAACAAUCCCAUACCAGUUAGGAAAGUUCUUGAUCAAUAUAGGUUAAGAGUAAAACAUCCAAAAGCAAGACCAGUGCCAUAUCCUAUGGGCCCACCGCCAGGAUAUAAACCACACCGUCGUGGAUUUACCAAUGGAGCACCAUAUCUACCACAACCUUUCGGUUUUGGUGCUCCACCACAUGGAUUUGGCUCGAUGCCUCCGCAUCCACCUGGUAUGCCACCACCACCACCUGGUCCACCAAUGUAUGGUCCAAGACCAUUAAGAUUUGGACCACCACUUCCACCACCACCACCAGCAGCUAUGAGAGCACCCAUGCCACCAUUACCACCAGGUCCAGAUUUCAGGAGAUCUGUUGUUAAUUCAGGAUUCCAUCCAGCAGCUUUUCCAAAUCGUUUACCAGGCCCAUCAAGAAUGUCUGGACCACCUAGAUUACCACCUGGUCCGCAAUCGCGAUUACCACCUCCUAAAAUGCCUCCCCCACCGCCACCACCUCCGCCACAAGUUAGGCAAAUUAGUGUUAAACGACUUGCAGCUAAUAAAAAGAAACAUCAGCAUCAGCAGUCACAGAUUAGAAAUGGGAUGGCGGUAUUACCUAGGAGUUCAAUGAGACUGACCAGACGCGAAGUCAGUACGACUAGAAGAAUUAGAAAUAUAACUACGAAAAUGAUUAAAGAACAAGAUUUCACGGCGGACACAUUCGAGGAAAAUCUUUUGGCUGUCUCAUCGACAAAUUCACAUUUGCGACGAUCAACAACCAAAGGACGAUAUCAUCAGACUAAGUGAUGAUGUGCUAUAUAGGAUGGGCGAUUAUUAUUUUUAAGACUUACGUAAAAUAUGUUGUGUGUAACGUUAUUUACACGGUACGCCCAAAAGUGUUGUUUUAAAACCCCUUAUGGCAAGAUUUUCAAGAUAAAAGAAGAAAGAAAGAAAGAAAGAAAGAAAGAAAGAAAGAAAGAAAGAAUGAAAAUGUGAUUUUUUCAAGAUCUCACCGUUCAUAUUUCGCGAACGGUCAUGGGCAAAUCCGAGAGAACGAAAGUAAAACGUCUGGACAAUUAGACGAAUUUAAACUUAUAUUUCUCUCGAUCUUUAUUCCUAAUAUGUUAAGAUCAACGAAGGAGCUUUGUUGAUUUUUUCGUAGCCUCAUCGAUUAUUUAGACUAAAAAAAAAAAUGUGAAAUAUGUUAUAUCGUCGUCUUUCUAUUCGAACAACACGGCUCUCAUUAUCAGUCAAAAUCUUUUUUAGAUUUCACUGCUAACUACUACUACUACUACUACUACACUACUACUACUACUAUUACUACUACUAUUACUACUACUUACUACUACUACUACUACUACUACUUUACGUUUAAGGCUAUGUUCGACAUUGUCUAAAAUAAACGCACUUUAUUGGUAAGUUAUUAUUUUCUGUCGACAAUUAAAAGAACGAAUAAAAGCUGAACUAUGUUAUAUCGUAAUGAUGUACACAAUCGUCGUUUAAAAACACAUAAAUGUAGAUCCGUUCGAAUGAUGUAGAAGCACAUGUCUUAUUUCAAAAGAUUAAAAUGAUUCAAUAUUAGACCUUGGUCAGGGAUCAUGCGUGUAGGUGUACACAUUGAACGCACGCAUCCUAUAUCAUAAAAUGAAUGUACGAGCUUCUUCUACGUGAUAUUCAUUCCUGGAUAAAUUUCUGGCGCCUGCUGACGUUUCUUCUUCUUCUUUUUCUUUUUCUUUUUCUUCUUGUGGUAUACUUUCGAAGCUUUAUCGAUCUCUUACAAGAAGAAUCAUCUAAGAAAGUCUUAUUUCAACUUUUCUUUCUCUUUUUAAGAAGUUGGUUACAAAGUUAAAGAAGAAGAAGAAGAAGAAGCAGUAGUUUCUAAGCCGUUUAUCGUUCAAACUUCGAAUACGAUUGACGAUCUUAUUGGAUUUUAUUUUUUUAAACAAACGGCCUGUAAUGUAAAUCUUUUCAAAAAGUUAACACAUUAUACGAAUUCUUGCCUA